AUGAGCUCUCUUUACAUGCCCUCAAAAUCAAUGAAACGGCUUACUGUGAGCUGUCGUCGUUUUAUAUCUUCGGCUCAACCAAAAAUUGUUACACACAAAAUACUCACACCAGUUGGGACAGAAGCGGCAGCCAAAGUAGAUGUUCCCAAGACGACCCGUCUUUCUGUGGAAGGCCCUAUCGAAUGCCACUUGCAAGGAUUUGAGCUAUUAAACUCUCCAUUGUUUAACAAGGGUUCUGCGUUCACUCCAGAGGAAAGAGCAGCCUUUGGGUUAGAAGGGUUACUUCCUCCAGUAGCCAAUGACUUAAACGAACAAGCAGAGAGAGCUUACAAGCAGCUGUCUUUCUUGAAAACCCCACUAGCAAAGAAUGAUUUUUGUACCUCCAUGAGACAGCAAAAUAAGGUUCUUUUCUACGAGUUGGUGAGGCGACACAUUAGAGAGCUACUGCCCAUCAUCUAUACUCCUACGGAGGGGGAUGCCAUUGCCGCAUAUUCACAUAGAUUCCGUAAACCUGAGGGUUGUUUCCUUGAUGUCACGGACCCUGAAUCCAUAGAGGAUCGUUUAUCUCGUUUCGGUGAGAGUAAAGAUGUGGAUUAUAUUGUAGUUUCUGACGGAGAAGGAAUUUUGGGAAUUGGUGAUCAGGGUAUAGGUGGUGUUCGUAUUGCCAUUUCCAAGUUAGCUUUAAUGACUCUUUGCGGUGGUAUUCAUCCUGGAAGAGUUAUCCCUGUCGUUGUUGAUGCCGGUACAAACAAUAAGGCUCUUCUGGAUGACGAACUAUACAUGGGUAGCCGCUUCCCUCGAGUUCGUGGUGAAGAGUACUAUUCUUUUUUUGACAAGUUUAUUGAAGUUGUCAAGCGUAGAUUCCCAUCUGCAGUGUUGCAUUUUGAAGAUUUCGGUGUAACUAAUGCCAAGCCCCUAUUGGACAAGUAUCGUUCCGUUCUUCCUUGCUUCAAUGACGACAUUCAAGGUACUGGGGCCGUUGUAAUGGCAUCUAUGGCAGCCGCAUUGAAACUUACGAAUCGAGAUUUGUUAGAUUCCACCAUCGUUAUUUAUGGCGCUGGUUCUGCUGGUCUUGGAAUUGCUUUCCAGAUCGUCAAUCACAUGGUUAACCAUGGUGCCACUAAAGAAGAAGCUUACUCAAGGAUUCAUUUGCUAGAUCGUCAUGGCUUGAUUCUCACAAACAUGAGCGAUGUAUCCAACAAAGAUCAAAUGCUCUUUGCGGAUGAUCCUAGCAGCUGGGAUGGUAUUAAUACCAAAUCCCUAGUUGAUGUCAUCGAGAAACUCAAACCCACCACAUUAAUUGGUUGCUCCACCCAAGCCGGAGCCUUCACAGAGGAAGUCAUUAAGACAAUGUACAAAUACAACCCCAGGCCAAUAGUGUUCCCUCUUUCCAACCCUACUAGACUUCAUGAAGCUGUUCCUGUUGAUGUUAUGCGAUGGACGGAUGAUAAUGCCCUAAUUGCUACUGGUUCUCCCUUUAAGCCUGUUCGUGGUCAUGUCAUCAGUGAAAACAAUAACUGCUUCUCAUUCCCAGGUAUCGGAUUGGGAGCCGUUCUUUCUAGAGCUACAACCAUCUCCGACACUAUGAUUUCCGCUGCAGUUGAUGAACUUGCCAGUGGUUCCCCUGCAUUCAAGGACCCUAAAGCAGGUUUGCUUGCCCCAGUCGAAGUGAUAAAUGAGACAUCUGCUAAAGUGGCAGCCGCCUUAAUCCUUCAAAGUAUCAAGGAAGGCACUGCCAGAGUGGAAGAAGAGCUGUCUCCAAAUGGAGAUAAAGUUUCUGUCCCUAGAGACUUUGAGGGUUGUGUUGCAUGGGUCAAAUCCCAAAUGUGGCGACCAGAAUAUAGACCCAUGGUGAAGGUGGAACGAGUUCCCGAAAUCCAUACGCAUCAGUCAUAG
Molecule: messenger RNA, 1896 nt
Organism: Komagataella phaffii GS115
Lineage: Eukaryota; Fungi; Ascomycota; Pichiomycetes; Pichiales; Pichiaceae
Product: Mitochondrial malic enzyme
Exons: 1
Coding region: 1-1896 (631 amino acids)
Biological process (GO): malate metabolic process; pyruvate metabolic process
Cellular component (GO): mitochondrion
Molecular function (GO): malate dehydrogenase (decarboxylating) (NAD+) activity; NAD binding
Source: RefSeq, a predicted model, not a curated record